Messenger RNA from Centrocercus urophasianus (Greater sage-grouse), 1551 nucleotides. It is a transcript of the gene LRRC14B, whose product is annotated as leucine rich repeat containing 14B. NCBI's taxonomy places the organism in Eukaryota, Metazoa, Chordata, Aves, Galliformes, Phasianidae. The record is from RefSeq and is a predicted model, not a curated record. The coding region runs from base 1 to 1551 and encodes 516 amino acids. The transcript has 2 exons. Gene Ontology annotation, cellular component: cytoplasm.
AUGAAGUCUCUCCAGUUCCUUAGUGCUGAGGCGUUUGUGUCAGAUGCUGAGUUUGCAAGGAAGAAUCUUGGCAGUGUUGCCCAUAAUCUUUUUCCUCUUCUUUUUAAAGCCAGCUAUUUACUGGAGCAAACGGAAGUGAUUCAUGACUUGGUUGAGACCUGGCCACUUGCUGACUUUAAUAUAGGAAAACUUCUGGGAACUACUGUGGACUACCAGGAAGAUCUGAGCCAUAGAAGAUGCUCAGUGUGCUUGGAGAGCUGUCUAACAGGGCUGAGAGACUAUGUAUUGAAUCAUCCUUCUCCCUGUGUGAAAAGGUUGAAAGUGGUGGACCUGACAGGUAUAAAGGAUGUCGAAGUUCAGCUUUGUGAAUGUAAGAAGACAAUGGGGAGGUGGGCCAGGACUAAGCUGCUCUCAAAGCUUUGUCUAGAAGUGCUGGUCCACCUGCAACAAACGCAAUGCAAGCCACGUGCCUUUGAAAUCAGUAUUGAUGUGCUAAUAGACUUGUUUGUCACAGAACGCAACUAUGAGCUGGUAGUGCAGGCCCUGCUGCAGAAACGUUAUUGUCCACUGAAGAUCUGCUGUGUGGCAUUUAGAGCUGACAACCUGGCUUUGCAGAAAUUCUUCUACAUCAUAAAGCUCACUGAUCCUUCUUCGUUGCGCAAACUGGAAGUAGUUCACAAUGUUCGCUUGGAAAUGGAACACUUGGAAAUACUCUUCAACAGUAUUCACUUCCCUCUACUGAUGUCUUUGACCUUGCCAGCUCGCACAUUUAAUGUGCGGAGGCUCACAGCUACAGAUGAACUGAUGCUUACCACCAUCGGAAAAAAGAUGGGUGAAAUGACGCAACUGACUGAGCUCAGUCUGGCAUUUUCUAUACUCACAGGAAGAAUACGGAAGCUGCUCAGCCCACUAAAAACUCCACUGAAGAUGCUGGAUGUUUCUAACUGCUCAUUGAACCAUGCUGAUAUGAUCUAUUUAGCCAAUAGUAUCCAUUCUUACCAUUUGGAAACACUGGACCUCAGCGGGCACAAUAUUCCCGAACUUUAUCCAUCAGCAUUCUUUAAGCUUCUUAGCCAUUCCUCUCCAGUGCUUAGGAGUCUUGUCUUGGAGGACUGUAACAUCCAAGACACUCAUGUCAACAUGUUGAUCGUAGCAUUAAGCCCUUGUCAGAAACUGCAGGAGUUUAAGUUUCUUGGAAAUCCACUGUCAUCCCAAGCACUUAAACACCUUUUCACAUUUCUCUGCGAGUUGCCAGUGCUGAAAAUUGUGGAGUUUCCAGUUCCAAAGGACUGCUACCCUAUUGACAUCACCUACCCAAUUGACGAUGCCAGUCUCUGCAGAUUUGAUCAUCAAAAAUAUGACAGUAUAGCAGAGGAGCUUAACUUCAUUUUACUACAAGCAAAUCGGGAGGAUGUGAAAGCUUCAACUCCGCUCUUUGGCAGUUAUGAUGCAGCCGUUCAGGAGACAAAUGAUGAACUGGGAGCUUAUUUGAUCAAGUCCUUCAAAGAGACUUUAGAAAAGUUAACUACUUCUCUUAGCAAAAUGAGUUAA